AACACAUGGAGAACACAGCAUCGUCCUGAUUUCUCUGAGAGCGGAGACAUCUGCCAGCACAAGGGGGGCAGACAGCGGAGCCGGUGGGGAAAGCAGCAUCAGAGAAUAAAGGACACCAGGAAUUCUUCCAAGGGAGUCAUACAAUCUAAAGGCGGGCGAUGCCGUUUGGAUGUGUGACUUUAGGUGACAAAAAGGAUUACAAUCACCCCACAGAAGUGAGCGACAGAUAUGACCUGGGCCAGCUUAUCAAGACGGAGGAAUUCUGUGAAGUAUUUCGUGCCAAAGAGAAAUCGUCUGGGAAACUUUAUACAUGCAAACGAUUUCUGAAGAGAGAUGGGCGCAAAGUGAGGAAAGCGGCUAAGAAUGAAAUCAACAUCUUGAAAAUGGUAAAACAUCCAAACAUCCUGCAACUGGUUGAUGUGUUUGAAACACGGAAGGAGUAUUUUAUCUUCUUGGAGCUGGCUUCAGGCCGUGAGGUUUUUGACUGGAUCCUGGAUCAGGGGUAUUAUUCGGAGAAGGAUACAAGUAAUGUCAUCCGCCAAGUACUGGAGGCUGUGGCCUAUCUCCACUCACUCUGCAUCGUCCACAGAAAUCUUAAGCUGGAGAACUUGCUGUAUUUUAACCGUAUGAAGAAUUCCAAAAUAGUAAUCAGCGAUUUCCAUCUGGCCAAAGUGGAGACUAGCCUCAUCAAGGAGCCAUGCGGAACCCCAGAGUAUUUGGCCCCUGAGGUGGUUGCGCGGCAGAGAUAUGGGCGUCCUGUGGAUUGCUGGGCUAUUGGAGUCAUCAUGUAUAUACUUCUCUCUGGGAACCCACCAUUUUAUGAUGAGAUGGAGGAGGAGGACUACGAGAAUCAUGACAAGAACUUGUUUCGAAAGAUUCUGCAUGGAGAUUAUGAGUUUGAUUCACCGUACUGGGAUGAUAUUUCCCCUGCUGCCAAAGACCUGGUGACCCGCCUGAUGGAGGUGGAGCAGGACCAGAGGGUGACAGCUGCAGAAGCCAUCAGCCAUGAAUGGAUUUCUGGGAAUGCUGCGUCUGAUAAGAAUAUAAAAGAUGGAGUCUGUGCUCAGAUUGAGAAGAACUUCGCCAAAGCCAAAUGGAAGAAAGCCGUGAGAGUCACCACUAUGAUGAAGAGGCUGAGAGCUCCAGAGCAACCUGGGACCCCCUCUCCUUCCAAGGACAGCGAGCAAACCCCUGUCCCCGCCACCCCUGCUCCUUCACCCUCACCUGCCAGUACACCUGCUGGGGAGGUUCCUACCCUGCUCAUCCCAUCCCCUGAUGGUUCUGGCUGAGACGAUAUGGGAAGGAUAUAUAUAUAUAUAGAUAUAUAUACACACACAAGAAAAAACUCCCCAAACCACAUAACCCCAUUUACUGCAAAGCAUAAUAUCAUAAACCCUCUGCAAACAGCCAUAUCAUUAACCAUUUCAUCCCAGAGGGGUUUCCAUUGCAUUGCAGAGCUGAGCAAUGCUGGCUUAGUUGUCAGGAAAACUCAUUAAGUGACCCAAUGAGUUUCAACGCUGACUGUUGCGUUACUCCAUUAAACCCUUUACUGCUACCGCGGGGCAUUUGUUUUUUAUCUUGACCCUUUAGUUGCUAGAGAUCAGCCGCACUGUUAGACGGAUUAUUUUCCAUUAUUACCUUUUGUGCUGCUAGAUUAUUCUGCACCGCCAUUAAGCUCCCCCCUUACCUUCCCUAAAUUUAAGCUUGGGUUACAUCCAUUGUAUUUGCCCCUGGGCAGCCAAGUUUCUAUUCUCAGUCUUACCCCCCUUGUUUUCCCCUUCUACCCGACCACCUUUAAUUUAUUUCCUGCCUGGGGUAGUUUUUCCAGGCCCCCCUCUUUCCUUCCUCUUGGUGGGAGGGGUAUUUAAUGUACAGACCUUUACCUUGUGUUUUGUAUGCUUUGAAUAAACUUGCUGCUUCUCCCA
Spea bombifrons (plains spadefoot toad) is the source of this 1925-nucleotide messenger RNA. RefSeq names its product CaM kinase like vesicle associated (gene CAMKV). NCBI's taxonomy places the organism in Eukaryota, Metazoa, Chordata, Amphibia, Anura, Pelobatidae. Gene Ontology annotation, cellular component: intracellular anatomical structure. The record is from RefSeq and is a predicted model, not a curated record. Gene Ontology annotation, biological process: peptidyl-serine phosphorylation. Gene Ontology annotation, molecular function: calmodulin binding; ATP binding; calcium/calmodulin-dependent protein kinase activity. The coding region runs from base 159 to 1289 and encodes 376 amino acids. The transcript has 11 exons.